AAUAAACCCACAGAGAUGAAGCAAUUUAAAAGAUCCCAGCCUUUUGCCUUUCCCACAGCUUUCUUAAAGUCUCAGUUAAUCAAGAGUCAGACCCGCAGUACAUCCAAAAUGUCAAGAUGGAGUCCAAAAUUUUCUUCAAACUCUCUGGGUUCUUUAGAUCGAGAGAGAGUGCAGAUGAGACAGGCCGUUCCUGUGAUCAGUAGCUACCUGUUGAGUAAAGAAGCCAGAGAGAGAGGAACAUAUUCAAGGCCGAUUCCGGUGGUGUGCAAAGAUCUUCUUGUCCAAAAUGCCCUGUACACUGGAAAUUUAGAAGCUGUUAAAGAAAUCUUCUCUAGAGGAUUUCCGAACGAUGUGAUCAUCCAACCCCAGGGAGAAGCCAUGCGGUGGGUGACAAAUGGAAAAGUGAGAGGACGGUGGUCACUGACAUACGAACAGGAACUGACAACACCGCUGCACAUAACCGCCAGUCGAGGUUUCACCGAAUGCCUCAGACACCUUCUCCUCAGAGGGGCUCGCGUGGACCUGGCACCUGGGGGAAACACUGCCCUCCAUGAGGCCUGCGAAGAGUGCCAGCCAGAGUGUGCCAAACUGCUCCUGCAGUACGGCGCCAAUGUCAGCGCAAUGAACGAAGACGGCCAGAUGCCUCUGCACGUGUGCACAGAGCGCAAGUCGCUCGAGUGUGCCAAACAUCUCAUCGCUUUUGGAGCUGUUGUGAACAGUCAAACCUUAGAUGAAAAUGACACGCCUCUCCAUGUGGCAGCCAGGAAUGGCCUUCCUGAGCACGUGGACCUCUAUCUACGGCACGGAGCUAUGCUAAACCUGCAAAACGACGACGGACAGACGGCGCUCAACGCCGCAUGCUCCCAGCCGCAAGACAGAGCUUCCUUAGAGCGCUACACUCGAGUGUGUCACCUACUGAUGGACGCCGGAGCAGACGUACACAUCAGUGACGCAGACAAGCAGACCCCACUGCACAUGGCUUGCAAGAACGCCAACCCUGAUGUAGUCGACAUGCUGCUCAAAAAAGGAGCCUUGGUUGACCAAAUGGAUUACGUUGGCAAUGCACCUUUGCAUAACAUCUUAAAGGUAAUAGCUUAUAAGAUUGACCACGAGCCCGAGAGGAUCGUUCAGGCGCUUCUCAACUAUGGAUCCAUCAGGGUUUGGCCUGGAGCUCUUCCAAAGAUGCUGAAAUAUUGGUCGACAUCACCACGAACAAUACAGGCUCUCAUCAACACCUAUGACCGCCUUAAAAUCACAGAUGCCUGGGUUGAAGCCGUUCCUCCUGAACUAUUUCAGAAACACAGAGAAUUCUUCGAGUCUCUGUUUGCACUAAUCAACACUCCUCGAUCUCUACAGCAUCUGACCCGUCACAGACUCCGGUCAUUUCUAAAAGGUCGAUUGCACACAGUAGUCCCUAAACUGGGUCUACCAACCUUUCUUAGAAAUUACCUAAUGUUGGCAUUUAGAGACUAUGUUCACUAAAAGGGUUAUACGUGUGUAGUGAUUCAGUUUUGUACUUUAAUGCUUUGGUAAUAUUUAAGAGAUAAAUAUGGAUGCUUAUAUGGCCAUGAAGGGUUUUUUUGGAAAAUGUGUGUGUUGUGAUUUGUGUGGAAAAAAAUGGGUGAUUUUUUUUAAUAGAAAUUCAUAUUAUGAGAAUAUUGCUUGAUAGUUGUUUUUACCUACGAUGUAAUCAUAAUAUAUAAUGUAUUUAACAAAAACUGUAUCGUUUCUUUGUAUGGAAAUAAUAAAAAAGAAAAAUUGGUUAGGAAAGGGAGAACCAAAGGAAAACAUGCAUUCAGUGCCAUUCACAAUUACCAUUAGUUACCACGAGAGGGCCCUGUGGGGUUUAAAUGAAAUCUGAACUUGAAAGUUCUCAAACUAAUAGGAAUUUAUAUAAACAUUAUAUCAAAUA
Messenger RNA from Paramisgurnus dabryanus, 1912 nucleotides. Its product is annotated as ankyrin repeat and SOCS box protein 10-like. The record is from RefSeq and is a predicted model, not a curated record. Gene Ontology annotation, molecular function: transcription cis-regulatory region binding; protein binding. Gene Ontology annotation, cellular component: nucleus. Gene Ontology annotation, biological process: positive regulation of transcription by RNA polymerase II; intracellular signal transduction. NCBI's taxonomy places the organism in Eukaryota, Metazoa, Chordata, Actinopteri, Cypriniformes, Cobitidae.